AUGAAAGAACAGGAAAUAUUAUUAAGUGGGUAUAUUUAUUUUGAAUACUCUUUCUUUGGAGUUGUCCUCCCACCUAAGACCACUGAGUACCUUCACAGAGAGUACCUAAUAAGAGAACAGCAGAGAUUGUACAAAAGACCUAAAACACAGCCAUUCCUUUCCCCUGAUGCAACUUUGCUUUUGUCUUCCUAGAUUCCAAGAUGGCCGAGAGUACUAAAUUUUGGGUUGUGUAUGUAGUGCAAAACACCUGGCUUCACCUGGAUGUAGACUUCCAGUGCCAUGGAAAUAUCUCCAAAACCUGUCUGGCAGAAUGCUAUGAGAAUCACUUCACGAGGCCUGUAUUAGGAGUUUGGUAUGUGGUUGGCUUUGCCUUUUCCUCCAUUUUUUUUGUGAUGGAGUUUUUUGUCACUCAGACUGUGCAUAAGCAAACCAAGAUAUUUAAGAAGGCAUCUUUGGAAAAGGAACCCCAUGGCUCUGAGAGAAACGCACACCACGUACACACAAAGGAAGACGAGAUUUUUGACUUAUCCCGGGAGAAGCCCCUCCUGAUAAUGUAUCUUGUCUACUUUCUCAUUCAGUGGUCUGUACAGGUGAUCUUCUUGGUCAUUCUCAUUCACUAUCACCUACCACUGAUUAAAAAACCCAUUCAGUGCAGUACCCACAUGUGUCAUGGACCUUAUGCAUGCGUGCUAUUGGGGACACAGGAAAAGAUGAUGUCCAUCAUACUUCUGGCUACACUCUCAGUGGUUAUCAUGAUGUUUUGUAUUAUGUUUUUCCUGUAUACAAUUAACACAUACAUAGUCAUGGGACAUAAAUCGACCUGAGACAUACAGAGACUCUGUAAAAUCCUGACAGUAGCCUUAAUGAUCAGCACUGAUGACAAAACAUGGAAUGAUGGCAGAGAAGGCCUGCAGCAGUCUGACACCAAAAAACAAACAUUCUGGAUCCUACUUUCACAUUCCCAGAACAUUCUUAUCUUAGAAAAAUAAAC
Messenger RNA from Mustela erminea (ermine), 991 nucleotides. RefSeq lists its product as uncharacterized. Bases 201 to 824 code for a protein of 207 amino acids. The transcript has 2 exons. The record is from RefSeq and is a predicted model, not a curated record. Gene Ontology annotation, biological process: cell communication. NCBI's taxonomy places the organism in Eukaryota, Metazoa, Chordata, Mammalia, Carnivora, Mustelidae. Gene Ontology annotation, cellular component: connexin complex.